Trichobilharzia szidati is the source of this 204-nucleotide messenger RNA. The record is from the annotation of a GenBank genome assembly. NCBI's taxonomy places the organism in Eukaryota, Metazoa, Platyhelminthes, Trematoda, Strigeidida, Schistosomatidae.
AUGGUUGUUUUACAAAUAAAGGAAGAACGAACUUACGGUCUACGGUUAUCAACUCAGAACAUCAAUGCACAAGGGUGUUUAAUAAAAGAGUACGAAUUCGACCCCGAUGUAUGCACCUAUCUCAAAGAAAUCCACUUCACAAACUCUUACUGCAAACGUGUUUCAGCCCAACUUUGUUAUCAGGAAACAGUAAGUAGUAUGUAA